UAUAAAAUUUUGCAAUAUUAAGAUAAUAAUAAAAUUUUAUGCUGGACUUAAAGUAUAGAACAUGUAGAAUGUGCAAACGUAGGGUAGACUAUUAUUUACCUGGACGAACUACUGGGUAGGCAGGUAUAAACAGGUAUGUCAAUACUAGUUACUCUCACUAGAUUCGAUAAUAGAAAAAAAUUUAUAUCAGCAUAAGCGCUGUUUUAUUCUGAACACGAUGAUAUAGGGUUGACUGCAAAAAAUUCGGUCCUAAUAGGGGUUUACAAAUUUUAAAAAUUUUAAUUUCAACGCGUCCGGAAAUGAGUGACAGAGAGAUCCGAGGUAAGUAUACUGUGUGAUAAUAAAGGACCGAACAUUGCUGUUGUGCCAGAUGGGAUCGUGAAUAUAAGAAAGUGCGCAUGCUCGGUAUGUAAACUUUAUAGAGAGUAGAGGUACCUCUGCUAUUCUCCAUAUUGUAAACAGUACGUGUUAUUUUGGAGUAGCUUAUUUCGCGUCGUAAACACGUGUUGUUCUGUAUCGUUGUGAUAAAAAAUGGCUAAAAAGUGUUUUUUGUGUGGCUUGGACGAUUCUUUAAUUUAUUUUACAGAUGAAACUUUUAAAAAUUGUUCGUCAAAGCUAGCUUUUCGUAAAAAGAAAAACUUUAAAUAUCAAGAAGUUGAACUAACUAAAGCAGCACUCGAUUUUGUUGGUUACCAUACCACGUGUUACAAAAAAAUAACUGCUUUACAAAGUAAAUACCAUGAAGAUUAUAAAAAUUUUCUUACAGAGUAUUCAGAACAUGUCAAUACUUCAAUAGCUGAUGAAGGCACAGAAUGUCUAGAUUCUAGUGUUCAUUCUAGUAAAGCGGUAACUGAGGAUGAAGAAAAUAAUACUGAUGUCACAUCGCACACUCCUACGGAUUUGGAUGAGGGUGCGUCAACAUCAACAGCAUCGUCGUCCAAUAUAAGUACAUGCUUAUUUUGCAAUAGCGUAAGAAAAAAUGUCGGGAAGAAGAAACAAAAUCUCACAUGUCCUCAAACUGACCAAGUUACUCAAAAAAUAAAACAAAUAGCUAAAAAGACUGAUGAUUCACAAAUUUUGUCAAAACUUGAAAACCAAGCUAUUGCUUAUCAUCAGUCUUGCUACGCAUUUCAUUUGACUAAAGAAAAACGGUCCACUCAGGAACAAAACGAUUCAAUUAACCAGAAAUAUCGUAAUAUACACAAAUUGGCUUUUGAAUCGUUAAAAACUUUCAUUGUAGAAGAGGUCAUUGACAAUAACAAAGUAAUGUAUUUCGUUCAACUCUUUCGAAGAUACCAGGCUUUGUUAUUGGAGUUUGGAGAUUGUGAAAUAGAUUUUGAUUUUAUCAAAGAUUAUCGACCUAAAAUGUUGCAGAAAAAAAUAGAAAAAAUCUUUGGUGAUCGUGUUACUAUUGAAGCAUCUACUGGCCCACGUCAUCAAAAAAUUAUCUACAAGACGGACAUUGAUAUCCCUAUUAUGGCAAAUAAUAUCAAAUUGUUGGAAAGCAAAGAAAAGCACAAAUUUGAAGAUGUUGCAUACGAUUUGAGAAGUUGUAUUAAGAACAUUGAUUCUCAUCCUCUUCCUAGACGUUUAACUGCUGAUGAUAUCAUAAGAGGAGAAUGCGAAAUUCCUCAGGAGUUAUUUAAUUUUAUACGAAAUCUCGUAUGUGGGCCAAACUUUUGUGAGGAAAAUGCUGAUUUAACUACACCAAAAAUAACAUCAAUAUGUAGUGACAUAAUAUACGCUGUUACCAAGGGAAAAUGUAAGCCGGCGAAAAACUUAACUCUUGGACUGGCAAUGAAGUCUUUAACUAACUCUAAGAACUUAAAGUGGUCUUUUAAGAACUAUAAACACUAUUAAGAACUAAAAAGUGGUCUCUAAUAAAUUAUUUGUUAUAACUUAACAUAUAUUUUUAACUAUAAAAAAGAACCGUUUA
Molecule: messenger RNA, 1936 nt
Organism: Cotesia glomerata
Lineage: Eukaryota; Metazoa; Arthropoda; Insecta; Hymenoptera; Braconidae
Exons: 3
Coding region: 532-1860 (442 amino acids)
Source: RefSeq, a predicted model, not a curated record